AACGGCGUACCACUAACAGAGGCAGAUUGUCGCAACAAUGCAACAACAAAUGGCUGUACACUAUUGCAGUGUCGUGUCCAUAUUCGAAGGUGGCUCCGUCAUCUCUGGCGCAGCACUAACGAUGGCUGUACUUGUUUUCAGCCGUGUGCUUGCUGGUAUAGGAGGCUCUGAAAUUUACGUUGGAACGGUGAAUAUAGUCACGUUUAUGACGACUCCCGUGGAGAGGUCGAAGUAUCUCGGAUAUGUGGCCAUGGCAUGGAGCCUGGGAACAAUUCUUGGGCCAAUGAUUGGUGGAACUUUCAAUGACAACUUGGCGAUGUGCCUUCUAUAUCAAAUUGUGUUUUACAGCACUAGCAGCACAGGCCUAGCUCUUCUUGAUACCGUGUUCAGCACCUCAUACAGGGUUCAAUUACCGGAAACAGGCCAAACAGCUUGAUUUGGUAGGCCUCGUUCUCUUUGCUGGAGGUGUUGCAUCCAUCAUAUUGAUCCUCGGAUUCGGUGGACCGAACUGGGCAUGCUCCAGUUCUUGUAUGAUCGGGCUUUAUUCGUUUUCGGCAUUUUAGAGAUCACUUUUUGGUGCCAACAGUGGUUUGGGAUUCUCACGAGCAAUCCAAUUUUCCCAAUACACAUCUUCGGCCAGAACGAAUUCGCUAUCCUAUUCCUUCAAACCUCGAUAUCGUCGUCACAAUAUACAUGCUGCCUU
Paraphaeosphaeria sporulosa is the source of this 703-nucleotide messenger RNA. RefSeq lists its product as uncharacterized. The transcript has 2 exons. The record is from RefSeq and is a predicted model, not a curated record. NCBI's taxonomy places the organism in Eukaryota, Fungi, Ascomycota, Dothideomycetes, Pleosporales, Didymosphaeriaceae. Gene Ontology annotation, molecular function: transmembrane transporter activity. Gene Ontology annotation, biological process: transmembrane transport. The coding region runs from base 38 to 436 and encodes 132 amino acids.